This is a messenger RNA of Rhinolophus ferrumequinum (greater horseshoe bat), 3423 nucleotides long. It is a transcript of the gene CDS1, whose product is annotated as CDP-diacylglycerol synthase 1. The record is from RefSeq and is a predicted model, not a curated record. Bases 514 to 1899 code for a protein of 461 amino acids. The transcript has 13 exons. Gene Ontology annotation, molecular function: phosphatidate cytidylyltransferase activity. Gene Ontology annotation, cellular component: endoplasmic reticulum membrane. Lineage: Eukaryota; Metazoa; Chordata; Mammalia; Chiroptera; Rhinolophidae.
CGGGAGGCAGGCACCCGGAGCAAGGUGUAGGGGAGCCCGGACCAGUGGAGUCCAGAGGCGGGGCGGAGAGUGACCCGGCCCAGGCGGCGGGCUCCCAGCGAAGCGCUAAAUCGGGUCAAGCUUCCUUCUUCCCUCCCCGCCCCUUCUUCUCCUCCCACCUGGGCCUCUGCGUGGAGACGCGCACCUGGCAACCGGCAGCCGCGCUCCGCCGCGUCCCCGCCUUCUUGGCUUGGGCCGGGCGCCCACAGCCUGACCCGCACGCACCCCGAGCCGAUCUCCGGCCCUCGGCGCCGCGCUCGCUGGUGGCGUCCUCGAGCCCUCGCUCGUUGAUGCCGUUUUGGGGGUGACCCGGCGCGGCGGCGGCGCCUCCAUGGUGGGGGCGUGUUAGUGGCCGCGGCUCUGCUGGACGUCGAGUGCGCGGCUGCAGGGUGAAGGACAGCCAGCCAGAGAGACCCCGCGCGCAGUUCAGGUUUCGGGGUGCUGGAGGCAGCCACGGCGGCGCGGGAGCGCGAGAUGUUGGAGCUGAGACACCGGGGAGGCUGCCCCGGCCCCGGGGGAGAGGUGGCGUCGCCACCCCACGAAGGAGAGGCGGCCGGCGGCGAUCACGAAACCGAGAGCACUAGUGACAAAGAAACAGAUAUUGAUGACAGAUAUGGAGAUUUGGAUUCCAGAACAGAUUCUGAUAUUCCAGAAAUCCCACCAUCCUCAGAUAGAACCCCUGAGAUCCUCAAGAAAGCUCUAUCUGGUUUAUCUUCAAGGUGGAAAAACUGGUGGAUUCGUGGAAUUCUUACUCUAACUAUGAUUUCAUUGUUUUUCCUGAUUAUCUAUAUGGGAUCUUUUAUGCUGAUGCUUCUUGUUCUAGGCAUCCAAGUGAAAUGCUUCCAUGAAAUUAUCACUAUAGGUUAUAGGGUCUAUCGUUCUUAUGACCUGCCAUGGUUUAGAACCCUAAGCUGGUACUUUCUACUGUGUGUAAACUACUUUUUCUAUGGAGAGACUUUAGCUGAUUAUUUUGCUACAUUUGUUCAAAGAGAAGAGCAACUUCAGUUCCUCAUUCGCUACCACAGAUUUAUAUCAUUUGCCCUCUAUCUGGCAGGUUUCUGCAUGUUUGUGCUGAGCUUGGUGAAGAAACAUUAUAGGCUGCAGUUUUAUAUGUUCGCAUGGACUCAUGUCACUUUACUGAUAACAGUUACUCAGUCACAUCUUGUCAUCCAAAAUCUGUUUGAAGGCAUGAUAUGGUUCCUUGUCCCAAUAUCAAGUGUUAUCUGCAAUGACAUCACUGCUUACCUUUUUGGAUUUUUUUUUGGGAGAACUCCAUUAAUUAAGUUGUCUCCUAAAAAGACUUGGGAAGGAUUCAUUGGCGGUUUCUUUUCCACGGUCGUGUUUGGAUUCAUUGCCGCCUAUGUGUUAUCCAAAUACCAGUACUUUGUCUGUCCGGUGGAAUACCGAAGUGACGUCAACUCCUUCCUUACAGAAUGCGAGCCCUCAGAACUUUUCCAGCUUCAGAGUUAUUCGCUUCCUCCCUUUCUAAAGGCAGUGCUGAGACGGGAAACAGUGAGCUUGUAUCCUUUCCAGAUACACAGCAUUGCUCUUUCAACGUUUGCAUCUUUGAUUGGCCCAUUCGGAGGCUUUUUUGCCAGUGGAUUCAAAAGAGCUUUCAAAAUCAAGGACUUUGCAAACACCAUUCCUGGACAUGGCGGGAUAAUGGACAGAUUUGAUUGUCAGUAUCUGAUGGCAACGUUUGUGCAUGUAUACAUCACAAGUUUCAUAAGGGGUCCAAAUCCCAGCAAAGUGUUACAGCAGUUGUUGGUGCUUCAACCAGAACAGCAGUUAAACAUAUAUAAAACUCUGAAGACUCAUCUCAUUGAGAAAGGAAUCCUACAGCCUGCAUUGAAGGUAUAACUGGUUCCAGAGAAGGGAAGGACUGAACUGACAACAAGGAAUUCUACAGAAAAACACUGACGGAUACAAUUUUGUAAAUGUACAGAAAAUGGUUAAAAAUGCAAUAGAUUGAAGAUUUACAGACAUGAAUGUUUCUUCUCUGAAAUUACUGUGAAUAUUUAACACUUACUUGAUCUACGUUAUGAAUUAAGUAGCAAAUUAUCUUCAAAAUGUCCUGUACUUUUCCUAAAGUGUAUUUUCUGAUGUCAACUUCCUUCCCCUUACUUGCCAUUUUCAUAAUUUAAAAGACUUGCAUUUUAGAGUCAAACACUGUAAAAUGAGUAAAUUGAGGAUGUCUUACGAUUGCACCUGGCAGUGUGCCCUUUGCACAAAUAUUUACUUUUGCACUUGGAGCGGCUCUUAAUUUUAACAAAAUGUUUUAUGUAAGGCACAGUAGGAAGUUAGUUCUCCUGCACUUUCUCCUCUUUUAGUCUGAAGUAUUUUCUGAAGGACUGAGUUGGAUCCUUCCCUCACCCCCACUCCCUAAAAAUAAGUAAGUAAUCAUUUGCCAGGAAAAAACAUUCCACUUUUAUAGGUAGGUAUGAAAUUCAAGCGAGGGAAGCUGCAAUUUCUACCAUUAUUGGCUCGCUACAAAGAGCAGACAUCAAACUCUGCUUCCAAUAAAGUUGUUUGGAAAAAUGUCGCAAAAAACUUUUGAAGAGAAACAAAAGAGAAUUCUGCUGUGAAGAACAUAAUGUAGGCAUCAUCCCCAGAUUAUCUCAACAGACGGGUCAGGAGACAGCAUAAGACAGUGACAUGUGGCACAGGCCCCCUUGUGGCCAAGUUCCUUGCUUUUCCUUGUUUCCCUGUGAACUGGUUUCUCUAAGUUCUAUAGCCAUGAGCACAAAGAUCAAUCUGUAGGGUAGUGAGUAGGGAUGGCGGCUGAAGUAGAGAGGGGGUGCUCGGCUGAGCACAAGUGACCCAUGUCCAGAUAAGGCUCUGCGUGCCGGUCCUGGGUGCUUCCCUCCUGGUUCCCUGGGCAGCCCACCAGACACUCACUUGGCAAGAAGGAAGAUCGGCCUGGACACCCAACCCAGACUAACUCCAUGGGAACGGCUCAUCUUUGUCUCAUUCCUCUUUCAUGUCAUGUAAAACCUGAUGACAUCAGCUGAUGUUUUUCUUCCAAGAAUGAAAAUCAAGCAGAAGUGAUUCCCACCGAGAACAAAAAGCACACGAAUGCCAAACCUUUCCUCUGGUGGAGUGGACACUGUAACCAGAUAAAUUUCUUAUCAGUGAAUGUAAAUAAGCUACUGUUGCUGUGGGCUCUCUACAACCAACCAUAUUUAUUGUACUGAAGCAUCAGCAACAAACCUUCGGAGGUUGCCUAUUGCUCUUUGCCUAAAUGUUCAGAGAGGAGAGAAAGAUAUAUUUUAAAGAAUGUUUUGCUAAUGAAAAGAGUAAAUAUUUUUGUUUAAAUCAGAAACAAAUUUCGAUUAUUUUAUAUUUCUGUUCUACUCCUAUACCUACAAUAAAAGAUUGUAGAUA